Acanthoscelides obtectus is the source of this 315-nucleotide messenger RNA. NCBI's taxonomy places the organism in Eukaryota, Metazoa, Arthropoda, Insecta, Coleoptera, Chrysomelidae. The record is from the annotation of a GenBank genome assembly.
AAAUCAGUACUUUUGAGAUAAAUGAGUUUGAAUUAUAUUGUCUUGGAUUAGUUCGUAUGAUAUAUUUUGUUCAAAUUACAUGGGAUUGUAAUUUUAUACUUUAUUUAUUUUCCCCACUUGCUGCAAGUAGCAAAUGAGAAUUUGUAAUAUUGUCAUGGAACUAUAAGUAGUUCUAGGCAAAAGCGCACUUAAACUAGCCCGUAACCGAGUCAAUUUUACUCCUUGCUAGUACGUGAUGGGGAAUUUCACGUUUUCUCCUUAGUCUACCUUUCCGACGGAGUCAGAAGGACUACAGGUCCUUCAAAAAAAGUUUGA